UGUAGACCAGGAAGUACCGAGUGCUACAAAUCACCACAAACAUCACUGAAACUGUAACAGUCAGCAACGCUGUGACAGUUUCCUGUCCCACGUGUUUUCUAUCGUAUUGUAACAAUGGCGGAAGAGAUUUCCUGCUUGAAGGCACGGCUUAUGGAGAAAGAAAAAGAGAUAGUUGCAUUGAAGAAUAAGCUGGCAUUAGAAAAGAACAGUUUGACAGACCUGCAACUGCAGGAGAAAGUGACAACACUUCCACCUCUGAAACUCAAGGCAGCCCUGUGCAAUGAAGACAUCAUGCGCUACAGCAGACAGCUUAUACUGCCAGAGUUUGGUGUACAAGGUCAGCUAAACCUCUCCCAGACAUCAGUGCUGGUUGUGGGGUGUGGAGGACUAGGCUGUCCCCUGGCACAGUAUCUAGCUGCAGCAGGAAUCGGGCGUGUGGGUCUUCUGGACUAUGACGAGGUGGAACUGAGUAACCUGCACAGACAGGUGCUCCAUGGAGAAGACAGCCAGGGACAGGCCAAGGCCCAGUCUGCUGCCCAUGCUGUCAGAAGGUUGAACUCCACAGUAGAAUGCAUUCCCUACCACCUCCAGCUGUCUCCAGAAAAUGCAUUACAGCUCAUCCAACAGUACGACAUUGUGGCUGACUGUUCGGACAACGUUCCCACCCGGUAUCUGGUGAAUGAUGCCUGUGUCCUUAGUGGCAAGCCCCUAGUAUCUGCCAGUGCCCUGAGAAUGGAGGGCCAGCUGACAGUGUAUAACUACCGUGGAGGCCCCUGCUACAGGUGCCUGUAUCCAAAGCCUCCACCCCCAGAGAUGGUGACCAACUGCUCUGACGGAGGGAUCUUAGGAGUAGUGCCAGGGAUCAUGGGAUGCUUCCAAGCAUUGGAGGUCCUGAAGAUAGCCUCAGGACUAGGCUCUUCCUGUGGCCAACAGCUGUUGAUGUUUGACGCCCAGGAUGCCAAGUUCCGGUCCAUCAGGCUGCGGUCCAAGCAGGCCAGCUGUGCUGUGUGUGGAGAGAACCCCACUGUCACACACCUUGUAGAUUAUGAGAAGUUCUGUGGGUCUUCUGCCACAGAUAAGUGUCGAAGACUAAACCUUCUCUCCAAAGACCAGAGGGUAACAGUGCAGGAGUAUAAAUCUAUAGUGGACAACACAGCUGCUCAUCUCCUGCUGGAUGUUCGCCCUCUAGUGGAGGUAGAUAUAUGUCACCUACCCACCUCCCUCAACAUUCCUCUAUCCAGUUUAGAGGACAGAAAAAGUGAACAUAUCCGAGUGCUGAAGGAGGGAAUUGGCAGAGUGAAAGAGGAGAUGUUGAAUGAAUCUCAGGUCCCAGUAUAUGUGAUCUGUAAGCUGGGUAAUGACUCCCAGAAGGCAGUUCAGGUCUUGGAGAAGAUGUCAGGCUCUGAAGUGGACUUUGUCACUGUUAAAGACAUCUGUGGAGGGCUGAUGGCCUGGGCACAGAAGAUAGACCCCUCUUUCCCACAGUAUUGACUCAAUGUCACAGGUUCUGCACUGUGGAUUCAUGACUUUGUUAAUAAACAUGUUCAGAAAUGUCAUCAUAGCGACCAUUUUUCUACCUUGUUUUAUGUAUGCUGGUUCCAUUGGACAUGGCAAAUAUGACUGACAAGAUUAAAUUGCAGUUACAUCUUAAAGCUGAAAAGUGAAAUAAAUAGUCACAUAUCUGCUGUU
Molecule: messenger RNA, 1689 nt
Organism: Oncorhynchus masou masou (cherry salmon)
Lineage: Eukaryota; Metazoa; Chordata; Actinopteri; Salmoniformes; Salmonidae
Gene: mocs3
Product: molybdenum cofactor synthesis 3
Exons: 13
Coding region: 115-1491 (458 amino acids)
Biological process (GO): protein urmylation; tRNA wobble position uridine thiolation
Cellular component (GO): cytosol; cytoplasm
Molecular function (GO): adenylyltransferase activity; URM1 activating enzyme activity; thiosulfate-cyanide sulfurtransferase activity
Source: RefSeq, a predicted model, not a curated record